This is a messenger RNA of Acanthoscelides obtectus, 3025 nucleotides long. The record is from the annotation of a GenBank genome assembly. NCBI's taxonomy places the organism in Eukaryota, Metazoa, Arthropoda, Insecta, Coleoptera, Chrysomelidae.
GAAAUGUAAUAAUAUCUGCUGUGCCUAGCUCACUGCCCUGUCUACAUUCGCAAUAGGCUGUUCAAGUUAUACGGUAAGUAGACUAUUUUCUUUAGCCUGUACUUGUCAAAAACGUCACGCAUGUCCAUCAGAGAAAGGUCAAAAUGAUUUGACAGCAAAAUUUCGGUGUGCCUUCCUUCUAAUAGCUACGAUGUACGUUGAAAGAUGUCUUUUAGGCCGAAGAUAAGCAAACCUGGCCCGAGAUGCUGUUGUGAUCGUUGCAAGCCGAGCCUGCUGAAAAGAAUCAAACCUAAUCCGUGCUGCGUCAAGUUCUUCACCAUCUACUGUUGGCUGUUCAUGAGCAUCGCGCUCGUACUCUAUUUCGUGUUCGGUUUGAUCGACACGUGCGCCGACGCACCGUUCAUCGUUUGAACACCAACACAGUUGGUGAGCAGUUAUGGAUUGGGGAGAUCAUCGUGGAGGUUGUUUUUUGUACUGCUCCCUUCAAAAACCCUGCGAAGGUGGCUAUUGCAAAAGUCGUUCGCCUUGUAAUACGACCGGCGGUGCCCCGUGCGCGUCGCCUUCUAUAAUUGGUGCCAUACACACUUGCAGAGACGUCUUCGACAAACUUUGUAUGGCUGCAGAUAAGUCGUGUUCGUGCUGUCGCGCCAAACCGCGAGAAUGCUGUUGUUGUUGCCGCGAAAUGCAGCAAACACGGUGUCAUGGCCAAAGAAGCGUUUGUAUAUGCGACGAGGUUUCAGAAGAUGAAAAAAGCGUAAGGAAAAAUAAAUCAAAAAGUGCUGCUACAUCGGUGAUGAGCGUCAGGCAAAACGAAAGAGAUGGAAAGCACGUACAGAAGAACAGACCAAAAAGUACCGCCACAUCGGCGAUGAGCCUCAUGCAAAACGAAAUUGUUUCUGAUUUGGCUCAAAUAGCUGUGGAAUUUGUAAAGCAACAGGAGCAUCCUACUUCAGAAACAGAAUCUCAUUAUUAUAAUGAAGGUCUCAAUAAUGCAUGUAUUGCUAACACGGAAGCAUAUGUUAACGAAAACGGGGGUUUUGAAGCUGAGCUUGCACCGGAAACGGAUCCUAUAUCCGCUGAGCCUGAGCAAUCCAAAGCGAUCAUUCGACGAGCACCUUACAAGCGCAAAAAGGGAAAAACCAAAUGCCGCUGCAAAAACAAAAAGAAAGCUGGCGCCGAAAAACUCACAUCUCUGUGUCAGUGUCCACCAGUCGUCAUCUUCGACAGUCCGCCGGCGAAAAGGAACUUUUUCGACUUUCUAAAAUGCCUGAUGCCACGCUCGAAACUAUCGGCCGGUCCUUCCGAAAACGACACUCCGACUCACGGCAAGAAAAAAUUGCUGUGCGCUUGCGGUGAAGAGACGCAACCAUUUUUUGGAUACGCGGAACUCAAAAAGAAACGGAACGAUGAUACAAACGCGACAAAUAACUCGUCGAAAAUAGAUCGCAAAUCGACACGAGGGUCAACGUCAGCAGAUGAAGGACAAGUUUCUUCUAAAAAACUUGAUGCAUAUUCGGAAAAGAAUCAACCGCUAGUGUCGACUGAGUGUGACUGUGCCGAAGAAAAGUUACAAAAAAAUUGUUCGCUUAAAAAGAAAGACAACGGUGAUAAAAAGGCGAAAACUCGUCCAUCGGAAAGAAAUAGCGAGUCGACAAGAGGGCCAACAUCACCAGAUGAAGGACAACGUUCGUCUAGAAGACUUAGUACGCGUUCGGAAAAAAAUCAACAGCUAGUGUUGACUGAGUGUGGUUGUGCCGAAGAGGAUUUUCAAAAAAAUCAUUCGCAGUUUUAUAGAAGAUUGAGUAGUGAGGGAAAAUCAAUAAAAUCGAGUGAAAAUAAAAACCAGUCGGAUGCGUUGACCGUAAAGGAGAUAGCAAGUUCACAUAUUAAUUCGUCUAGAAAAAGCAGUCUUCAAAGCUCAGUCAGAGAUGGAGAACGUCGCUUUCCGUUGAAAUGGCACCACGGAAAAGAACAUGGAAAGGAUACGGAAAGAACGAAUAUUCCACAAAAACGCGAACAUAAUCGAACAAGUUUCAAAAAUGGCGGUUCAUCGCGAAACUACCAAGCUGCCAUCCCUGAGGCUCCCCUGAACGAUGCUUCAACCUCUAUGAAACCACCUUCAAUGGAUGAUUAUUUUCGUUCAUUCGAAUCGAGUAAAAACAAUUUGAUAGAACACAGAGCAAUGGCAGGUACAAAUACAGGCGAAAAAAACGUAAAAGUGACAUCAGCGAUUGUCGAACAUUUUAUCGCCAGCAAGAUAUAUCCGAUGUCCGGAGCGACAUACAUACACUACUUCCACGAUGAAUUUCGUCGUUACGAAUUGCUGUUCAGAGAACGCAGGCUGCAUGUAGGCCAAAAGACAUGCCCGACUGUUCAAACUUGGAUGUUCAGAACGUACGAGAAUAAUACGAAAAACAUAACGUCUAACAAUGAAGACACGUAUGCUCAGUCGUAUGACCUGCACGCUAUAUUUAAACUUUUUGAGGAAUAUAAAAAAGAGCAGAGCGAGUAUAGAGAAAAAGAGCGUGCAGUUUUGUGCAGAGGACUUCGAAAAGAAUUAUCGGCAUUGCUAUAUGACCAGCGAAGAAAACAUGAUCUCGGGGGACGAUUUCUGAUCCUCCAACUUUCUGCUCCACCACCGUCUCCGUGAGGUUGAGGACGUCCAGCGGCAGUUCUGGAGCGUCGAGCAGCGCCAACGAACCCAGACGCAGCUCCCAGGAGAGCUCGGGCUUAGGGUUACCCUCAUCUACUACGCAGGAUACCGUCAGGUCGGCGUUCUCUUUCACUGGAAUGAAAGGAUUGCCGGGAUCCAGGAUGCGGUUGUCGAUCAUCAGGUAAGCCUUCUUUGGCGGGUCUGCAAAAGAAAAAACAUGCUAAAUGAAACGACUAUUGGUUGAUGAUGAUACACAUAAAAUUAAAAAAGGAAAAAACGCUACCUAUUCCGGUAGACUGUACCAUGUUGCGAUAGUCUAUUCAGUUGGCAGCACUGUCAGCAUGCGAAAUGAAAAGUGGACGUUGCUUAUUC